AUGCGUUACGAGUCCUUGGUAUUGAUCUUCAUAGUGAGCAUAGUACUGAUGGUCAGUGCAAAGUCAUCACACUAUCAAAAGAAAUUCAGAUCGGGACUCUGUGCAGGCGGCAAUCCGUCCUUUUGCAAGAUCAAUCUGAAGUCAACAAAUAUGGCCUCAAAGGCUGCGGAUGAGGCGAAAGCUGCUAAGGAGGCACAGACGUGUGCCGGCGAGGAAGCCAGUCAUCGGGCCAUGGAUCAAUUGGCUGACAAAGCUGAGCACGCGGCUCGAGCAGCGGAAGCUGCUUUAAAAGGUAAAAAACAAUUGCUUGAUCGGAUGCUUAGCACUCGGAAUGGGACCGAUGAAGUCAUUGAGGAGAUAAAAAACGCUAUGUGCAUCAGUCGAUCCAACAUACAAGCAGUGGCACGAGUAACUUCAGACUUUAAGCAGACUUUGGAGCAAUUACAGUGCUGGCAUGACGAAGCCCAGGCUAAUCUUGUGAGUCUCCGGGAAAUAGCCGCCAAUAUCAGAAAAGAUGUAAAGGAGAAGCAAAAAGUUCUGAUGGAAUCACAGCAGCGUGUUAAUAAUCUAAAGAAAUGUUUAAUGGAAGCUACAGAGGAUCUCGAUCGUACCGAAAAAAUUGCCGAGCAGGCAGAAAGUGCGGCCCAGGAGGCCAAGGAGAGGAUCAACGCCGUUAAAGAUGCUUUUGAAAAAAUUAAAAGGCUCAGGAAGAAAGACGCAAGAUCACUAAGAUGGAUUCUUAAAAGACUAGUCAAAAAAUAA
Molecule: messenger RNA, 762 nt
Organism: Drosophila innubila
Lineage: Eukaryota; Metazoa; Arthropoda; Insecta; Diptera; Drosophilidae
Exons: 1
Coding region: 1-762 (253 amino acids)
Source: RefSeq, a predicted model, not a curated record